UGAACCCAGAAGAUGCCAGAAAGAUGCGAGAAACAGGCCUGCACCUCAUGCGUCGCAUGCUUGCUGUGCUACAAAUAUUUGCUGUCAGUCAGUUUGGUUGUGCUACUGGUCAGAUUCCUCGUACCCUCUGGCAGAAGGACCAAGCCAACAAGGACUAUUCCCCCUUAGUUAAAAAACUGGAGUUAUCAGUAGAGCAGGUGAGGCAGCUAGCUAUGAAACACCAGCAGGAAGACCACGUUAUCAGUUCCUCCGAUCUGCAGGACAUUCCCUUAGGAGGCAGAGAUGAGCUGACUCUAGCUGUGCGGAAAGAGUUGACCAUUGCUUUGCGAGACCUGAUGGCUCAUGGACUCUAUGCCUCUUCUCAAGGAAUGAGCCUGGUAUUGGCACCCAUCGCGUGUUUGAUUCCUGCGUUCACCUCAUCCCCGCAGACCAUGCACCCUUGGGAACUCUUUGUGAAGUAUUACAACACUAAGAAUGGACAAGCCUUUGUGGAAUCCCCAGCUCACAAGCUCUCCCAGUCCUUUGCCUUGCCUGUGACAGGAGGAGUGGCCAUUACCCCCAAGCAGAGCCUGCUGACAGCGAUUCACACUGUCCUCACAGAGCAUGACCCCUUCAAGCGCAGUGCAGACUCUGAACUGAAAGCUCUGGUGUGUAUGGCACUAAACGAGCAGCGCCUGGUCUCCUGGGUAAAUCUGAUCUGCAAAUCUGGAGCUCUGGUACAGUCCCACUACCAGCCAUGGAGCUACAUGGCAAACACAGGCUUUGAGAGCGCGCUGAACAUUCUCAGCCGCUUGAGCAAUUUAAAAUUCAACCUCCCGGUUGACCUAGCUGUCCGGCAGCUGAAAAACAUCAAAGAUGCUUUUUGAUGUAUUUUUAUUGUAGAUCAUCCAUUUUCCACAAGUAGGCAGCUGUUGG
Phaethon lepturus (White-tailed tropicbird) is the source of this 915-nucleotide messenger RNA. It is a transcript of the gene RUNDC1, whose product is annotated as RUN domain containing 1. The transcript has a single exon. Lineage: Eukaryota; Metazoa; Chordata; Aves; Phaethontiformes; Phaethontidae. The annotation marks the transcript as partial. The record is from RefSeq and is a predicted model, not a curated record.